This is a messenger RNA of Scomber japonicus (chub mackerel), 4024 nucleotides long. Its product is annotated as sodium bicarbonate cotransporter 3-like. Gene Ontology annotation, biological process: transmembrane transport; regulation of intracellular pH; bicarbonate transport. Gene Ontology annotation, cellular component: apical plasma membrane; plasma membrane; basolateral plasma membrane. The record is from RefSeq and is a predicted model, not a curated record. Gene Ontology annotation, molecular function: solute:inorganic anion antiporter activity; monoatomic anion transmembrane transporter activity; sodium:bicarbonate symporter activity. The coding region runs from base 61 to 3855 and encodes 1264 amino acids. Lineage: Eukaryota; Metazoa; Chordata; Actinopteri; Scombriformes; Scombridae. The transcript is spliced from 26 exons.
CCGGCAUUAAAAACAACACACAGCUAAGGGUAGGCAAGAGGACCGGAGCCGGAGUUUGAAAUGGACGAACCCUCGGAACAAAUGAAACCUCUUUUAAGGACUGGUCUAGAUGAGGAGGCACUAGUUGACCAUGGGAAGAGCAGCUUCACCACACACACAAACUACGAAACAGAGGAUUUGGAAAGCCACAGAGCUGUGUACGUAGGCGUCCAUGUUCCUCUUGGAAGGGAGAGCAAGCGGAGGCAUCGCCACCGAGGACACAGACACCACCGAAAGAAGAAAGAGAGAGAUUUCGAUGAGGGGAAGGAAGAUGGCAGGGAAUCCCCUCCUUACGACACACCAUCCCAACGGGUCCAGUUCAUCUUGGGCACAGAGGACGAUGACCUGGAGCACGUUCCCCACGACCUCUUCACUGAGCUGGACGAGCUCUCCUUCAGAGAUGGCAGUGCCACUGAGUGGAAGGAGACUGCCAGAUGGCUCAAGUUCGAGGAGGAUGUGGAAGAUGGUGGGGAGAGGUGGAGUAAGCCCUACGUGGCGACGCUGUCUCUCCACAGUUUAUUUGAACUACGUAGCUGCAUACUCAACGGCACAGUCAUGCUGGAUAUGAGGGCCAACAGUAUAGAGGAAAUCGCUGACAUGUUGAUAGACAGCAUGGUGGCGUCCGGCCAGCUGAAGGAGGACCUGCGCGAGAAGGUGCGGGAAGCCAUGCUGAAGAAACACCACCACCAGAACGAGAGAAAGCUCAGCAAUCGCAUCCCUCUGGUGCGCUCCAUCGCUGACAUAGGCAAGAAACACUCUGACCCACUCUUGCUUGAGAGAAAUGGAGAGGGGUUGUCCUCUUCACAUCUCUCUCUCCACAAGCCAGGGGGAGCCUCAUCUGUCUCCAACUUGUCACAGAGACGAGAGUCCCGAGUCUCCGUCCUGCUCAACCAUCUCCUGCCCUCCUCUUCCUCCAACACUGGGUCCUCCCCAGGCCCCUCGCUCCUCUCCACCCCUCAAAAUACCCCCGCAUCCUUCAGGCGCUCCUCUCCGAGCCCCCCACGCAACCAUGGGGCAGGCUACGGCCCUGUAGGCAUCCCAGAGGUGGUGGUAUCGCCCCCCGAGGAUGACGACCCACCAGUCUCUGCAGAGGAAGAGGCAGCGUUGCAGCAGUUCAGCCGGCGAGCAUCCUCGGCAUCCCAGGGCGUCGAGCUGCUGCCCUUAGAAGGACCGCUGGUGUCUCCGCACUCUUUACCAAACAACCUGGACGGUAACAAGGCGAUGGAGAGAAGGCCUUCCAAAGUAGGGGUCAGUAGAGAAAGCAGCAGUGUCGACUUCAGCAAGGUGGACAUGAAUUUCAUGAAGAAGAUCCCUCCGGGCGCCGAGGCUUCUAAUGUGCUGGUUGGGGAAGUGGACUUCCUGGAGAAGCCCAUAAUUGCCUUUGUACGACUGUCCCCUGCAGUCCUUAUAACAGGCCUCACUGAGGUGCCGGUGCCCACGAGGUUUCUGUUCCUGCUUUUGGGUCCUCAUGGGAAGGGGCCUCAGUACCAUGAGAUUGGCAGAUCCAUGGCCACUCUGAUGACGGAUGAGAUUUUCCAUGAUGUGGCGUACAAGGCCAAAGACAGAACGGAUCUCCUCUCUGGGAUAGACGAAUUCCUCGAUCAGGUGACUGUCCUGCCUCCUGGAGAAUGGGAUCCCACGAUCCGUAUUGAGCCCCCUAAGAACGUCCCAUCUCAGAUGAAGAGGAAGAGGCCGUCCCAUCCCAAUGGCAACGCAUCUCCAGCUGGAGAGCUGGAAAAGGAUGACGACCAUCACGGAGGACCUGAGCUGCAGAGGACCGGGAGGAUAUUUGGAGGUCUGGUCCUGGACAUCAAGAGGAAGGCUCCGUUUUAUUGGAGCGACAUCAAAGACUCCUUCAGCCUGCAGUGUCUAGCCUCCAUCCUCUUUCUCUAUUGUGCCUGCAUGUCCCCCGUCAUCACUUUCGGAGGUCUUCUUGGGGAGGCGACCAAAGGCAACAUAAGUGCCAUAGAGUCUCUAUUCGGGGCAUCAAUGACAGGAGUGGCGUACUCCCUCUUCGCAGGCCAGCCCCUCACUAUUCUUGGCAGCACAGGGCCCGUUUUAGUGUUUGAGAAGAUCCUCUUCAAGUUUUGCACGGACUACGGCUUGUCCUACCUGUCGCUGCGGACCAGCAUCGGUCUGUGGACGGCCUUCCUGUGUAUUAUCCUGGUGGCUACAGAUGCUAGCUCGCUGGUCUGCUACAUCACCCGGUUCACAGAGGAGGCCUUCGCUGCACUCAUCUGCAUCAUCUUCAUCUAUGAGGCUCUAGAGAAGAUCUUCCACCUGGGAGAACACUAUCCCGUCAACAUCCACAACAACUUGGAUAACCUGACGUUGUAUUCCUGUCAGUGCUCUCCACCAUUCAAUGCCACAGAUGAGCUGAAGGAGAAGUGGAACCGGACAGGAUACAGCCCAGACACAAUCCCGUGGAGCAACCUCAAUGUUUCGAUGUGUAAAAUGCUCAAGGGAGAGUUCGUGGGUUCGGCCUGCAGUGAUCAUGGUCCCUACAUCCCAGAUGUUCUCUUCUGGUCCAUCAUCCUCUUCUUCACCACCUUCUUCUUGUCGGCCUUCCUCAAGCAGUUCAAAACAGAGAGAUACUUCCCCACUAAGGUGCGGUCCACCAUCAGUGACUUUGCCGUGUUUAUAACCAUCAUGGUCAUGGUGUUGGUGGACUAUCUAAUGGGAAUCCCCUCUCCUAAACUCAAUGUCCCCGACCGCUUUGAGCCGACUUCAAAGAACCGAGGCUGGCUGAUAGACCCUUUAGGAGGAAAUCCCUGGUGGACGCUGCUGGUGGCAGCACUUCCUGCCCUGCUCUGCACCAUCCUAAUCUUCAUGGACCAACAGAUCACUGCCGUCAUCAUCAACCGCAAAGAGCACAAGCUCAAGAAAGGCUGUGGCUAUCACCUGGAUUUGCUAAUAGUAGCAAUAAUGCUGGGUGUCUGCUCCAUUAUGGGCCUGCCGUGGUUUGUAGCUGCAACCGUCCUCUCCAUCUCCCACGUCAACAGCCUGAAAGUGGAGUCCGGCUGCUCCGCUCCAGGAGAGCAGCCCAAGUUUCUGGGCAUCCGUGAGCAGCGGGUCACCGGAUUCAUGAUCUUCGUCCUCAUGGGUUGUUCAGUUUUCAUGACCUCAGCACUCAAGUUUAUUCCUAUGCCGGUGCUGUAUGGAGUCUUUCUCUACAUGGGAGUCUCAUCUCUAAAAGGCAUUCAAUUCUUUGACAGAAUCAAACUGUUUGGUAUGCCUGCCAAGCACCAGCCAGAUCUGAUUUAUCUGCGCUACGUGCCGCUGUGGAAGGUCCAUAUCUUCACCCUGGUGCAGCUCACCUGUCUGGUGGUGCUCUGGGUCAUCAAGGUCUCCGCUGCAGCGGUCGUGUUCCCCAUGAUGGUUCUGGCGCUGGUCUUUAUCCGAAAGCUUUUGGACUUUUUCUUCACGAAGAGAGAGUUGAGCUGGCUGGAUGACUUGAUACCAGAAAGCAAGAAGAAGAAAGAGGAUGACAAGAAAAAGAAAGCACGAGAAAAGAUGGAACAAGAGUCCAGGCUGCAGGAAGGAGGGAAGCUGGGAAUGAAGGUCAACUACGAAGAAUCAAACAGGCUCGCCAUCCCAGUGAAAACACUCUCAGGAAGUUCUGAUUCUGACCCCUUGGUUGUAAAUAUCUCUGAUGAAAUGGCCAAAAGCGCGGUGUGGAAAGCGGUGAACUCGAGUGCAGACUUGUGUGCCCAACCUGUGAAACGUAGCGGAAGCCAGGAGAAGGUGGCCUGUGUUAGAGUCGACGUCAGCCCAGAUUCACCGGGAGGAGUAUCCACAACGGAGACCUUCCUGUGAUUUAAAAGAGGAGGGGGCGCUUCUUUUCCCUCCUCACCUAACCGCUGUCCCACACAACACUUUACCCCCCGCUGACGGGCAAAAAGGGGGAUGGGGGCAUGAAACUGGAACAGCACAACCUGCCUGGAGCACUCUCCCACUUCUUCAGGGAAGCAGGCGGCGAGCUCAC